Vitrella brassicaformis is the source of this 2401-nucleotide messenger RNA. Lineage: Eukaryota; Vitrellaceae. The record is from the annotation of a GenBank genome assembly.
GGUGUCCUUUGUGCUUCUGCACAUCGAGUCGAUCAAGGGAUAAAGCGGCAUGAUGAUGGCGGGAGCCUGGCCGCCGGUGUGGCUCUGGGGCUCAGUGCUGACGGGCAGCGGCUUCAUCCUUCUGGAAAUCUUCCAAGUAAGACAGAUCAGAGAAGACAUGCCUGACUGAGCAAUGUGUGCCUCUGUGUGCCUGUAGGGCAUCCGGCUGAAGGCAGCGUACUGGGCCGACUCAUGGUACGCGUCAGGCUUCGAGCCGGCGGCUCCAUUUGUUUGCUGUCGGUGUGUGUGUGUGGGGAUCCAUGAAGGAAUUGGGUGGAUGCUGGAAGUUCACUGGCCAUCAUCGCCUUCAUUGCCAUCCACUUCGCUGGCUGGUCGGAGGAGGCGGAAGUGAGCUCAGGGAUCGUCAUAGCGCUGCUCUUUGCGCUUCGCCUCCUCCAAACCGCCAGCCUGCACCCAGCGUCGGACCACUCAUACUGUCAGUGAGAGAGAGACAGAGAGACAGACACAGAGAGGUCAUGUCUGAUGCUGUGUGUGACGGGUGUGUGUGUCAGUGCGGUUGUGAGGAUGUUUUCGGACAUCAGCAUGUUUCUGUGUCUGUACGUCUACAUCCUGCUGGUCUUCGCGGUCGUCUUCACCCUCCUCUCCUCCGACGAAGACCACCAGUACUUCGGCUCCUUCGCCAAAGCCACGCUCACGCUGUACUCGAUGACACCGACACACACAGAGAGAGAGCGCCAGUCGUCAUGCUGUUGGUUGGCUGGCUGCAUUAGUUUCUACGGGGGUCUUGGCGACUUCAAUGAUGCGCUGACGAACGCCAUCGAGAGCCACGACACACUGGGGACCGUCCUGCUGUUCACAUACGUCAUCCUCUCGUCCAUCAUACUCGUACGUCAGACUCAGCAACACACAUACACUUAAAGGAGCUCAACGAGCCGCACAAAAGGACUCCCUUUGUUGUCUCUCUGUCUCUUUGUCUGACCGCAUCGAUAGCUCAACCUGCUCAUUGCCAUCAUGGUGAGACACACACAAGGGACAUCGAGCGUGUCAUAAGACUGAACAACGCUCCUGUAUGUGUGUCUGUCUGUCUGUCUCUCUCUAUGUCAGGCGUCGACGUAUGCGGUUAUCGAGCAAACACAGACUGCCCAAUAUCAGUAAGAGAGACAGACAGACCGCGACACAUUAUGGCUCUCUCUUUGUCCGUGAAUGACUGAGUGCAGGUUGCUGCGCGUCCGCGUGUUGAAUGAGUACCUCACAAUGCCGCACCACGAGCGCCUCCCGCCGCCAUUCAACCUCAUCGGUCGGUGCGGCCGACAAGAGACAUCAACUGCACCCACAACAUGUGAGCAUAAUCUGUGUGUGUGCAGCUGUGGUCGUGUCGGAGCCCCUGCGCUAUGUCGCCUCCCUCAUCAGCGGCCGGCAGUCGGCACUCUGCCGCAUCGACGAGAAGGUGCCGCAUUGCCUUCUCGUCGAUGAAGGCCAUCUACUGCACCGUCGAUGCGCUCCUAUUUGCCGUCGCCUUCACACCAAUUGCCAUCUACCGUCACCUGGAGAAGCUUCAGCAAUGCAUACGGGACGAGAUACAGCGGCGACAGUACUGGACCCUUGACAAUACUGGAGAGAGGAUACAGAAGACAGUCCAGAUCUGGGACGCAUUCAAAAUACUCGGUGUCAUCCUCGUGAUGCCCUUGUAUCUUCUGUACCAUUACGUCAAUUACGUCAAAGCAGAGGUGAGAGUUCCAAGUGGCCAAUCCCAUCCAGCAAUGGAAUCUGUCUGUGGUGCCAAAGGAAUCUUACGAGGACACUGAGGAGUGGAAAGCCAGAGAGAGGCGUGAAGCACGGGACGGAUACAAAGACAGCAUCGACGAGUGGAUGGAGGCUGCGGAUCACCACCACUCAAACUUCCCUGACGUCAUGGCAGGUGACACAGAAGAGACACACAAUCACACAUGCAUAACUGCGUCUCUAUUCGGUGUUCUGCAGCCCUCAAGCACAACCAAACUUCUCAAUUCGAGAUGCUGUCAGGUGACAAUGACAGCAAUCAAGACAAGUUGAACUCAGUCAUCUCCGCAUUUGCUUGCGCCUCAGUCUUGAAGAAGAUGGAAACCGAAAUACGGAAACAGCUAAAACAGAUGGACGAGCGACGGACGAAGAUGGAAUCACAGCAGAAAGAAGUCUGGAAACAAGUGGACGAGCGAUUGACCAAGAUAGAGGCGAAGAUCAACUAGAAGCAAGACAACAACAGCUGCACGGCUCUCGGGCGGACGAAAAACAAAUCAAAUGCGAUGCAUAGCCAAUUCACAUAUGCACGGAGACAGACAUUGAGCUGAUCGACUCAAAUCACGUCUGCCCAUUCGCUACAUUUGAACAUGAAAUGCGAAUUCUGUCCAUUUGCCGAUUGAGG